UUUAAAAACAAACUGUUCCCAGACCGGCGGACACGUACGGCACCGCGCUCCACCGCUUAACCCCCGGUCUGCUCCUAAACAGAACCGCUUUAAGCAACUAUACACCAUUUGCGCUGUUUGGACUACUUGACGCACUUUUGGAUGUACUUUUGCUGCGGGUGAAGUUUUGAAUGAAGGCUCCCUGCUGGGACUGGGACUGUGCAGCGGGAGGAGGGGGGGCGGUGUGAGGGGGUCGUCCGGGCUAUCGGAUCUGGGAUCUGCUCACAUUUAUAACCAGACAGACGGCGGUUUGUUCGGGGCAGGACGCACACAAGGACUGUUUACCCGAGUUCCAAACUUUUCUCAUCUGUUCCUCGGAUCCUAAACCGGACCGGAUCACAGAGAAAAGUUUCCUCUGGACUUUGGACUGUGCGCUCUGGACUGUGCGCUCUCAUUUCACUCCGGAAUAAAUACUCUUUUUUUGCGGCAUCAAAAUGGAUAAAUACGAAGAUUUAGGACUCGAGGCAAGUAAGUUCAUCGAGGAUCUUAACAUGUAUGAAGCUUCCAGAGAUGGUUUAUUUCGAAUGAAGAGAGAUGCGGGAAAUAACCCAGACUUUGAGGAGACCAGGAGGGUUUUUGCGUCAAAAAUGACCAAAAUACACAUGCAGAAACACCAAGAAGAAAUGGCAAAGAACAACCAGGCAAUGAAAAUGAAUGGGGGUCACAACAGCACAUAUUACACUAAAGACAGGCCGCCCAUUAACAGCUUCAGACAGCCGGGAGAAGCGGCAGCAAAGCCCCCGAUCCUGUCUGGCCCUGUGCCGGGGUCCACGGCCGGGAGUCAGUACGCACAGUUGGACGGCCAGAAGCACCACACAGGCAUCCAGUCUGAGCCUCCAGCAGCCAGGGCAUAUGGCUACGGAAACAAUUACGAUAAUAAGGAGCGUCUAGAGCCUCAUUCAUACCAGUACAACACCCCUACUCCCCCCAGCGCGCCCACACAUGCUCGUCACCCGUCCAACCACUCUGCGUCCUGGGCCCCAUCCAGAGAGAGCCAACUUUCCCAAAGUUUGUCUGGGGGAAGCAGUGCACCUUCCCAGCAGCCUGCACCUCCCAUCAUCAACAGCCUUACAUCCCAGCAGAAUCAAGCUGCGGCCCCAACAGUGAACCGCACUCCCUCCUCCGCCUCUUCCUCCUCCUCCUCCUCCUCCUCCUCCACUGCUGGAUCACCCAAACCAGAGCCCAUCCCUACCCUGCCUCUGAGUGCCUUCACAGGAGGAGCUGAUUUCCACGUGCGUCAGCCCUCCACACAGUCUGCAGCUCAUUACACACCACCUUCUCCAACUUCCAGAGCUUCUGCCAGCCUGUCUGACCCUCCACAUAAUGGUCCUUCCUCUCUCUUACAAGCAACAACCCACCCUAAACCUCAAGUCACAUCCGCUGCUUUGAGCUCGGGAAGUGUCUCCAAAAGCACCAGCCAAGGUCAAAGUCACAACCAAACCCCCAGUUGUGGACUGGCUGCCACUGCUGAACCUGAAGCCCUGACUGCCCCUAAACCUGUGCAACUGCACUGCCAGUCUCCUCUCAUGCAGCCCCUUGAACAGGGGCCCUCGCCAGCUGAAAUAAAAUUAGAAGCUCUCACUAAGCGGCUGGAAAAAGAGAUGGAUACACAACCAAAGGCAGAUUUCUUUGGAACCUGUGUUAAGUGUAACAAGGCAGUGUAUGGCGCCAACCAGGCCUGCCAGGCUAUGGGGAGCCUCUACCACGACAACUGCUUCACUUGCAGUGCCUGCAGUCGGAAACUCAGAGGGAAGGCGUUCUACUACGUUGGAGGGAAGGUUUUCUGUGAAGAGGACUUUCUGUACUCUGGCUUCCAGCAGUCUGCAGACAAGUGCAAUGCAUGUGGACAUCUGAUCAUGGACAUGAUCUUGCAGGCCCUUGGGAAGUCGUACCACCCCGGCUGUUUCCGCUGUGUCAUCUGUAAUGAGAGCCUUGAUGGAGUGCCUUUCACUGUGGACACUGAGAAUAAGAUCUACUGUGUCAAAGACUACCACAGGGUCCUGGCUCCAAAAUGUGCCGCCUGUAACCAGCCCAUCCUGCCCUCAGAGGGGUCUGAUGAAACCAUUCGAGUUGUUUCCAUGGACAAAGACUAUCAUGUGGAAUGCUAUCACUGUGAGGAUUGUAAGAUGGAGCUGAAUGACGAGGAGGGUCACCGCUGUUACCCUCUGAACGGCCACCUUCUGUGCCACUCCUGCCACCUGAAGCACAUAGAGCCCAGCAGCUCCUCUGCCAUGGCUGCUGUCUCAUACUAACUCCACUCUAAGGGGAGGAGGACACCCGGUGGAUUUAUGGAGCAACUGCUGAAGAGUGACAUACUGCAGGAGUGGGCGUGUACAAUUCUUGUUGUAGAGGAUUGGUGUAUUUAAUGCAUCCAAUAGCACUAUAGUUUGAUGUUUAUUUUGAUAGAAUUGUUAUUGAAGUACCCUUUAUGCAAAGUAUCAUAUGACUAAUGAAGUAUUGUUCUACACCAAAGCCCUGAUGUGUCUACUAUAUGCACCUGACUUUGCAGAGACAUUACCGUAUUAAUAUUUUUUCUGUAAAUAUCAUUUGCAAUGGCUGUAGUCAUUUCUUAAUAACUCUUUUAAAAUAUUGUGCCUUUUACUUCAUAUUUACACCUCUACUGUUACCAGUGCUGUUAAAAUAGUCCACAUAUCAUCUAUUCAUACAGUUGGAAUAAUAAUGACACAAGAUUUACAGGAAAUAUGUGAAGUCCAAUAGAAUGUGACACUGAUCAUAGGUACCUAAAGUGGCAGUCAGAAUGAGAAGACACUCUUCUACGCUGUUUUAAAAUAAUGCUUCAUAGAUGCUCGAUGAAAGGCCUUUAUUAGCUGAUGUGAAUGCAUAUAAUAAGCAUUGUUCAUUUUUUAUAUGCAAAUACCAGAGUGCAAUAACUUUUGAACACAGUUAUCCUACACAAACUUUCAACAAGGCCAAUUUUCACUUUUUUGGUGAGUAGGCAUGCUUUUAAUAUGGUUAAGUUAUAUAUACUACAUAGACCCACUGUAGUAAAUAAAAGGCAAUUUCUUUUCCACAUGCAGUCUGUUUUUUAGCACUUAAAAGGUAUGUGGGAUUUAAGGUGCAUCUUGUGCCUCUCAUUCUGUGCAGGUUUUUACAUUCAAAAAUGAUUUUCAAACAUUGUGCAUAGGUUAUACUGUAAGCCUAUACUCCUUUUCUAAUGUUUUAUUUAAACUUUUGUGCAAAAUGCCUUAAAUGCUCUAUGGAUUUACUGUGGGAAGUGGGCCUACAGUUGUGUUUCUCUACCUUUGCCAUCCACAAUAAUCUCUUGAAUUUGCUAACUUCAUAUGUUGUUCUUUAGGACCUUAUUUCAUACCUAGCUGUAGAUUAAAAUGAAGAGCAAGCAUAAAUAUAUUUGCUGUUGAUUGUAAAGAAAGUAUUUAAUAAAUGCAUUACAGUAGAUCAAA
This is a messenger RNA of Sphaeramia orbicularis (orbiculate cardinalfish), 3461 nucleotides long. It is a transcript of the gene limd1a, whose product is annotated as LIM domains containing 1a. Gene Ontology annotation, biological process: negative regulation of hippo signaling; regulation of DNA-templated transcription; cytoskeleton organization. Bases 474 to 2291 code for a protein of 605 amino acids. The record is from RefSeq and is a predicted model, not a curated record. Gene Ontology annotation, cellular component: adherens junction; transcription regulator complex; P-body. The transcript has 8 exons. Lineage: Eukaryota; Metazoa; Chordata; Actinopteri; Kurtiformes; Apogonidae. Gene Ontology annotation, molecular function: transcription corepressor activity.